This is a messenger RNA of Hyla sarda, 2021 nucleotides long. RefSeq names its product caspase-8-like. The transcript is spliced from 9 exons. Gene Ontology annotation, molecular function: protein binding; cysteine-type endopeptidase activity. Lineage: Eukaryota; Metazoa; Chordata; Amphibia; Anura; Hylidae. The record is from RefSeq and is a predicted model, not a curated record. The coding region runs from base 93 to 1541 and encodes 482 amino acids. Gene Ontology annotation, biological process: proteolysis; negative regulation of extrinsic apoptotic signaling pathway via death domain receptors.
UUACAUUUCCUCACUUUCAGUAUGCGAGAGAGUAUUAAGUGAAGGACAGAAACUUCCAGCAAAACUCAUAAAAUAUUACAUUCACACCUAAAAUGGAUAACAAUAUACAGACAGUUCUGCUGCAAAUCAGUGAGGAGCUUCGUGAAAAAGAAGUAUUGGGCAUGAUCUUUUUAAGUGGAAAGCAUUUAAAAGAAGGAGAAAAAGAACACAUGAAAGAUGGGAUACUGCUGUUUUCAAAUUUAAAAAAGAAAGGCUUGAUUUCAAAAGACUGUUUACUUUUUGUUGAAGAACUUCUUAUCAGAAUUGGCAGAAAAGAUAUCUUAAGAGAUGUGCUAAAAACUACGCAGCCUAAAAUGGAAGAGCUUGAAAGAUCCUUCCGGUAUAUUUCUGAAUACAGGUCCCUUCUUUAUGAGAUCUCCGUAAGUUUAUGCACUGGAGAAACUGAGAGAAUUAUAUUUCUGUUGGAUGAUGAAAUUAAGUACACUUGUAAACUAAAUGAAGCGAAAUGCAUGUUGGUGGUUCUUUCUGAAAUGGAGAAACAAGAGAAACUAAGUGAAGAUAAUCUGCAAAUACUAAAUUCAUAUUUGGUGAACAUUGGGCGACCAGAUCUCUCUAAAAAAAUAAAGAAGUUUGAAAAAGAACAACGUAAUCGAAGCCUAAAUUUCGAUGCAAAAUUUGAGAAAAUGGCUAUUAAAGAGGAGUCUGACAAUGAUGUAAAUGUAAGCAGCAUCCUACCUGAUGUACAAAAUGAUCCCUUAGUUAAAAACAAAUUGGAAGAAUACAAGCUGGACAAAAUUCCUCAUGGUCUGUGUAUUAUUGUAAAUAAUCAUCAUUUCAAAGCUGAUGGAAUGAAAGACAGGGACGGAACACAAAAGGAUGCAGAGGUGAUAGAGAGAGUUUUUAGGUCACGGAAUUAUGAAGUAAUGCAACACAAUGAUCUUACUGGUAAAGAAAUUCUAAAUAUUAUGAAGAAUUAUGCAAAAGUUGAUCACUCUGAAAAGGACAGCUUUGUAUGUUUUAUACUCAGUCAUGGGGAGAAAGGAAUUGUUCAAGGUAUAGAUGGAACAGAUGUAUCAGUGAAAGAUCUAACUAACUGCUUUAAUGGUCAAAAGUGUCCAUCACUAGUUGGGAAACCCAAAAUUUUCUUCAUUCAAGCAUGCCAAGGAGAUAAAUCCGAUCUAGGUGUCCCUUAUGUCAGCGACAGCAACACAUCUAUGUAUGUAAAUGAUGGCAAAACUCUUCCAGUAUCUGCGGAUUUCUUAACCGCUUUUGCCAGUGUUGAAGAAUAUGAAUCUUUAAGGAAUCCGGCAACUGGUUCUGUGUAUAUUCAGACUCUUUGUGCAGUCCUACAGGAUCAUCAGUUUUUUAAAACAGAUUUGAUAAGCAUUCUGAUAAAGGUGCAUAACAAGAUAGCAGAUGAAGAUUAUCUAGUUAAAAAAAAUGGUGGACUACUAAAAGUGAAGCAGAUGCCAUCCUAUCAUUCUGAAUUGCGGAAAACACUGAUUUUGCCACUCCCAUCCAAUGGACAACCAGUAAACUAAUGACCUCAUGUAAGAAACAGUCUAUUUCUGAUAGUGUAACAGUCCUUUAAUCUGUCAUCUGACAAUUAGAAUUAUUUGGAAUCAUGGAAGACCAAAAGUGCAAGAGCUAUUACAAUACUUCUCUAGAUUAAGAAAACAUUUUAUAGUAAAAUAUUUUAUGUUUGCAAUGAUGUUGUUUAGACUUAAAUGGAAUGUAUUGAAUUUUUUUUACUGAUUAUAGCCAGAUACCGAAACAUGGUAUAUUUUAAUAAUCUAUUUAUUGUUUUCUGAUUAUAAUCUUUUUUUCAUUAAUUUUUUGUACAUUAUUAUUGGGGCUGCCAUCCUACCUAAACAGUUUUUAGAGAUAUGCUUAAUGGCAAGCCCAAUGGACAUAGGAAACAAUAGACUCAGGAACAAAAACAAUACAGCAACAUGGAUUAAAGGUUAUUGCUGUCAGAAUACAACAAGGCACAAAUAAAAAUGGUGCUGGUAACUAAACAC